Molecule: messenger RNA, 3251 nt
Organism: Acomys russatus (golden spiny mouse)
Lineage: Eukaryota; Metazoa; Chordata; Mammalia; Rodentia; Muridae
Gene: Ppargc1b
Product: PPARG coactivator 1 beta
Exons: 12
Coding region: 90-3116 (1008 amino acids)
Biological process (GO): positive regulation of transcription by RNA polymerase II
Cellular component (GO): nucleus
Molecular function (GO): transcription factor binding; RNA binding
Source: RefSeq, a predicted model, not a curated record
UCCUCCUCUCUCGCUCGCUUGCUCGCUCGCUCCCUCCCCCGGGCGGGCUCGGCGCUGACUCCGCCGCACGCUGCAGCCGCGGCUGGAAGAUGGCGGGGAACGACUGCGGCGCGCUGCUGGAUGAAGAGCUCUCGUCCUUCUUCCUCAACUAUCUCUCUGACACGCAGGGUGGGGAAUCCGGGGAGGAACAGCUGUGUGCUGAUUUCCCAGAGCUUGACCUCUCCCAGCUGGACGCCAGUGACUUUGACUCAGCCACGUGCUUUGGGGAACUACAGUGGUGCCCGGAGAGCGCAGAGACAGAGCCCAGCCAGUACAGCCCUGAUGACGCCGAGCUCUUCCAGAUUGACAGUGAGAAUGAAGCUCUCUUAGCUGCUCUCACCAAGACCCUGGAUGACAUCCCGGAAGACGAUGUGGGUCUCGCUGCCUUCUCAGGGUUGGAUGAAGGAGACACAUCAUCCUGCACCCCAGCUUCACCCUCCCCGUUAUCUGCUCCCCCCAGCCCCGCCCUGGAGAGAUGUCUGUCUCCAGUAUCUGAAGUGGAUGAGCUUUCAUUGCUGCAGAAGCUCCUCCUGGCCACAUCCUCCCCAACAGCAAGCUCUGAUGCUCUGAAGGAGGGGGCCGCCUGCUCCCAGGCCAGCCUCAGGUCCAGAAGUCAGCGGCUUUGUGUCAAGGUGGAUGGCACGCAGGACAAGAAGACCCCCACGCUGCGGUCUCAGAGCCGGCCUUGUACAGAACUGCAUAAGCACCUCACCUCGGUGCUACCCUGCCCCAGAGUGAAAGCCUGCUUCCCAACCCCUGACCCAAGUCCUCAGCUCCUCUCCAAGGAGGAUGAGGAACUGGGGGAGGAUUGCCCAAGCCCCUGGCCAGCUCCAGCCUCUCCCCAAGACUCCCUAGCAUGGGACAGAACCAGCCCCAGCAGUACCCAGGCUCCCCAGGAGGAUGUGAGGGCCAUGGUACAACUUAUUCAUUACAUGCAUACCUACUGCCUGCCCCAGAGGAAGCUGCCCCAACGGGCCCCAGAGCUGGUCCCCCAGCCCUGCAGCAGCCCCUCCAGGCAGGUCUCACCCCAACCCCGGCAUCCCCCCAAACCCUUCUGGACUGAUUUCUCCAUCCUAAGGGAACUUCUUGCUCAAGAUGUCCUCUGUGAUGUCAGCAAGCCCUACCGCCUGGCCACACCUGUCUAUGCUUCCCUUACACCCCAGACCAGGCCCAGGCCCCCAAAAGACAGUCAGGCCUCCCCUGCCCACUCUGCCAUGGCAGAAGAGGUAAGGAUUACAGCUUCCCCUAAGAGCACUGGGCCUAGGCCUAGCCUGCGCCCUCUGAGGUUGGAGGUGAAGCGUGAUGUCAGCCAGCCUACCAGGCAAAAGCAGGAAGAAGAGGAGGAGGAGGAAGAGGAAGAAGAAGAGGAGGAAGAGGAAAAAGAGGAAGAUGAAGAGGAAUGGGGCAGGAAGAGACCAGGCCGUGGCCUGCCAUGGACCAAACUAGGGAGGAAGCUGGACAGCUCUGUGUGCCCUGUGCGGCGUUCCAGGAGACUGAAUCCAGAGUUGAGCCCUUGGCUGACUUUCACUGAUGAGCCCCUAGGUGCUCUGCCCUCGAUGUGCCUGGCUACAGAGACCCACGGCCUGGAGGAGGAACUGGGCAGCCCCACAGACAGUAGUCAAGACCAGCAGCUCCCCCAGGGAUCCCAAAUCCCAGCUCUGGAAAGCCCCUGUGAGAGUGGGUGUGGGGACACAGAUGAGGACCCAAGCUGCCCACGGCCUCCUUCCAGAGACUCCCCCAGGUGCCUCACGCUGGCCUUGUCACAAAGUGACCCUCUUGGCAAGAAGAGCUUUGAGGAGUCCUUGACGGUGGAGCUUUGUGGCACGGCAGGACUCACUCCACCCACCACACCUCCAUAUAAACCCGUGGAGGAGGACCCCUUCAAGCCGGACACCAAGCACAGCCCAGGUCAAGACACAGCUCCCAGCCUCCCCUCCCCUGAGGCUCUUCAGCUCGCAGCCACCCAAGGGGCCUCCCACAAGCUUCCCAAGAGGCACCCGGAGCGAAGAGAGCUCCUGUCCCACCUGCAACAUGCCACAGCCCAGCCGGUCUCCCAGGCUGGCCAGAAGCGCCCCUUCUCCUGUUCCUUUGGAGACCAUGACUACUGCCAGGUGCUCAGGCCAGAGGCUGCCCUGCAGAGGAAGGUGCUGCGGUCCUGGGAGCCAAUUGGGGUUCACCUCGAGGACUGGCCCCAGCAGGGUGCCACUCUGCCAUCUGAAACAAAGGCUCCUAGGAGGGAGGUGGACCAGAGCUGUGACCACACCCCCAAGGACAGCAUGCAGCUGAGAGACCAUGAGAUCCGAGCCAGCCUCACAAAGCACUUUGGGCUGCUGGAGACCGCUCUGGAGGAUGAAGACCUGGCUUCAUGUAAAAGCCCAGAGUAUGACACUGUGUUUGAGGACAGCAGUAGCAGCAGUGGUGAGAGUAGCUUCCUGCUGGAGGAGGAAAGGGAGGAUGAUGAUGAUGAAGGAGAGGACUCAGGGGUCAGCCCUCCCUGCUCUGACCACUGCCCCUACCAGAGCCCACCCAGUAAGGCCAGUCGGCAGCUCUGUUCCCGCAGCCGCUCCAGUUCUGGCUCCUCGUCUUGCAGCUCCUGGUCACCAGCCACCAGGAAGAACUUCAGACGUGAGAGCAGAGGGCCCUGUUCAGAUGGAACCCCAAGCAUCCGGCAUGCCAGGAAGCGGCGGGAAAAGGCCAUCGGUGAAGGCCGGGUGGUAUACAUUCGAAAUCUCCCCAGUGACAUGAGCUCUCGGGAACUAAAGAAGCGCUUCGAGGUGUUUGGCGAGAUAGUAGAGUGCCAGGUGCUGACGAGAAGUAAGAGAGGUGAGAAGCAUGGCUUCAUCACCUUCCGGUGUUCCGAGCACGCUGCCCUGUCUGUGAGGAACGGUACCACCCUGAGGAAGCGCAACGAGCCGUCCUUCCACCUGAGCUAUGGAGGGCUCCGGCACUUCCGCUGGCCCAGAUACACUGACUGCGAUCCCACAUCCGAAGAGGCCCUUCCCUCAUCUGGGAAAAGCAAGUACGAAGCCAUGGAUUUUGACAGCUUACUGAAAGAGGCCCAGCAGAGCCUGCAUUGAUAUCAGCCUUAACCUUCGAGGAACACCUCAAUACCUCAGACAAGGCCCUUCCAAUAUGUUUACGUUUUCAAAGAAAUAAGUCUAUGAGAAGGAGAGCGAGCCAAUGAACGAGCGUGAGAGAACACACGUGAGAGA